GUUGGCGGAUUGCACACACUGAGAUUCUCAAAAUCAUUAUUUUUGUUUUCCCAUGUUUCUGUCACUCACUCACUCUUAGCAUACAUGUGCUGUCUGCAACGAAGUCAAAAACGAUGCCGAUAUAAAGUUUCUAUCCGAGUCUGAUUCACUUGUUCUUCUCAAGUUGAAGAAGGAUGGGCAGCCUCCUCUUCUUCUUCAUCCUUCUACUUUCACUUGUUCCUCGGUCUCACUCUUUCUAUGGCGAUGUAGCUCGGGAUUUUAAGAACAAGGAAGAUACACUGGAAGUAAAGGUUAAUAAGCUAUCAUCCAUCAAGACACUGCUUCCCUAUGACUACUAUUUCCUUGGUUACUGCAAGCCUCCAGUAAUCACCAAUAGUGCUUUAAGCCUUGGAGAAGUUCUUCGAGGUGACCGCAUCAAGAAUUCAAUCUAUACUCUUAAGAUGAGAGAGGCAGAAUACUGCAAAGUCGCAUGCCGUGUGAAACUGGAUGCUAAUUCUGCCAAAAAGUUUAAGGAGAAAAUCGAUGAUCAAUAUGUAGUUAAUAUGAUUCUUGAUAAUCUUCCUGCUGUAGUUACAUUCGAAGCUAGUGACUGGAAUGGGAAUAAAUCAAAGAUACUUGUAACAGCACUCCCAGUUGGGCGGAUGGGAUAUGCCACCGAAGGUAAUGAGGAAAGACAUUUCAUUUACAACCACCUGAGAUUCAACGUCAUGUACCAUAUGGAUCCAGAGACCAAGUUUUCUCGUAUUGUUGGUUUUGAGAUUACACCAUACAGUGUUAAUCAUAAGUACAAAAAGUGGGAAGAUGAGAAAACUGAGUUGAUCACCUGCACAACCAAUUCUGACCUUUUAAUUAGCAAUUUACCGCAAGAGGUUGAUACUGAUAAAGAAGUUGUCUUCACAUACGACGUAGUGUUCGAGUCCAGUGAUGUCAAGUGGGAAUCGCGUUGGGACUCAUACCUCUCCAGGGGUACUGGUAAUCAAAUCCAUUGGUUAUCUAUGUUCAACUCAUUGUGGACUCUGCUCCUUCUUUCUGGAGUAGUAGCCAUGGUUGUUGUGCGAACUCUUUACAAGGAUAUCAACAGCUACUCUCAGUUGGAGACCGAAGAUGAGGCUCAGGAACUAACAGGAUGGAAACUAGUCCAUGGAGAUGUUUUCAGGCCACCCCCCAAUGCUAAUUUAUUGUGUGUUUGUGUUGGCAAUGGUGUCCAAGUCCUUGGGAUGAUGCUCAUCACGAUCAUUUUUGGUUUGCUUGGUUUCCUUUCACCUUCGAACAGAGGUGGGUUGAUCACAGCAAUGGUUCUUUUGUGGAUGUUCAUGGGCUUAUUUGCAGGAUACUCCUCAGCACGGCUGUACAAGAUGUUUAAACGCACGCAGUGGAAGAAGAUUGCAUUAAAAACAGCCUUUAUGUUCCCUGCUACAUUUUUCGUAAUAUUCUUCGUGUUGAAUGCCUUCAUUUGGGAGGAAAAAUCCUCCGGUGCACUGCCAUUUGGGACAAUGUUUUCUCUGCUGCUCUUGUGGUUUGGGAUAUCGGCGCCAUUGGUUUUCUUAGGCAGUUACUUCGGAUUCAAAAGGUCACCAAUUGAUGAUCCUGUCAAAACUAAUGAAAUUCCAAGACAGAUUCCUGAGCGACCAUGGCACAACAUAAAGCUGCUCUUGUCUAUGCUCUUCGGAGGCAUUCUACCACUUAAUGCAGUGCUCACUGAGUUCCUCUCCAUCUGGACAUCUAUAUGGCCGGACCAAUACUCUUUCGGGUUCCUCUUUGUUUGA
Rosa rugosa (rugosa rose) is the source of this 1766-nucleotide messenger RNA. RefSeq names its product transmembrane 9 superfamily member 7-like. Gene Ontology annotation, cellular component: membrane. The record is from RefSeq and is a predicted model, not a curated record. Lineage: Eukaryota; Viridiplantae; Streptophyta; Magnoliopsida; Rosales; Rosaceae. Bases 174 to 1766 code for a protein of 530 amino acids. Gene Ontology annotation, biological process: protein localization to membrane. The transcript has 7 exons.